AUGAAGUUCAUUUCAGAAGCCAUACAUGGUUUCCCAUUUACGGUCGGUUUUGAAGUUCGAUACUAUAACAAAGAAAAACGUACGUAUGAGAAAUUUGAACAGGGAAAACUUUUACAAGUGAAUUUGCUUGUAAACUUAGAAACAACUCUUCAAGCUUUUCAAGAAAAAAUAAACGAUAUCUAUCUCGAAUAUGCAAACCAGUAUAACAUUGACGAAGGAGAGUACCAUCUCGAUAUUAUAUAUGACAGGAAAAAUGCAACUGUUAAAAUCAAUAAAAUAGAAGACCUUGGAGAAAACGUUUAUAUUUCUACAAAAUAUAACAACUUGGCAUGGUAUAGAUUUUUGAGGAUGUUAAAUCAGCCUGCAGAAUAUCCAGUACACCCGGACUUUUAUGAAGUCGAAAACCCUAAUGGAACAUAUGAAAAUGUUUUCGACCAAGAUGCUAUUAUCGUUCAUGCUUCAUUUUCUGGUGCACAAAACUCUUUUUUAUGCUUGGCAAAUGACUUUUACGAAAAACCUACAAAGCUAUAUGAACCACCAAGUGGAAGUAUUUCAGACUUUCAAGUAUGGUUUACUACAGAUGGAAGAAAGAGAAUAAUUCCAUUAUACCACGCGUUUUACUUAGAACUUAGUUUCAUAUACAACUACUAUCGAACGGUAAAAAUAUGA
This is a messenger RNA of Trichomonas vaginalis G3, 669 nucleotides long. RefSeq lists its product as uncharacterized. Bases 1 to 669 code for a protein of 222 amino acids. NCBI's taxonomy places the organism in Eukaryota, Parabasalia, Trichomonadida, Trichomonadidae. The transcript has a single exon. The record is from RefSeq and is a predicted model, not a curated record.